Molecule: messenger RNA, 348 nt
Organism: Cooperia oncophora
Lineage: Eukaryota; Metazoa; Nematoda; Chromadorea; Rhabditida; Trichostrongylidae
Source: the annotation of a GenBank genome assembly
AUGUCUGAAAAAUCGCCAGCAGUUUGCUUGGCUGUCUGGAGCUACUUGCUCGUUUGUGCUUCCUCUGUGCUCUAUGACCGCCCCUAUAUCCCUACGACUCCGCCAAUCCCGGUGGUUCCAAGGUCACCAAAGCCGAACGAUAAGCUACACCUUGUUCAAGUAGUCUGGCGCCAUGGAGAUCGUGCCCCCACGAUGACCUAUCCAACCGACGUACAUCAAGAAGAUGCAUGGCCCUAUGGAUGGGGAGAGCUCACUGAGGUAAACAGUUCGAAAGAAUUCAUAGAAGUGGAAGAGUGUCAAGCGUUUCUUAAGAAGUUUCCUCUGUUUUCGCUACCGUUCAUAAUUUGA